AACUGAGCGGUGCUGAUGGGCGUGGUCCCGAUGCAUGCAGCUAGCUAUAAAUACUAUAUACCAUGACGCGCUCUUGAAUCUUCAUCGCUGGAAUCAAUCCGCCUCCGGUCCGCUGGACCAAAACCAAAGCUCGUGUCUCAUCCCGCAUCCCAAAGAGCUACCUAUACUCUCCCAACUCCUGUUCGAUUCCCUGCCGUUGCUGCAAAGUCUAUUUACUACGUCCACUCUCCUGCGGUCUCUGACUGCCUCCCCCGCGAUUAGCUGCUGCCCAACAGAUCGUCUACCAUCCUUCGGUUUUGUUGUGCAUAUCCGGUACAAUAAGGCCAACCUCCCCCCGACACUGAACCUCGCCCACCAUGCCUAAAGACAAAGAGCGCACGUUGAACCCUGCCGCGGCGCAGCGGAAGUUAGAGAAACAAAAGGCACUGAAGAAGUCCAAGGCUGAAGCACUCAACCGUCGAAAUGAAAAGUUAGCGCGUCGCAAUCCUGAGCGUAUUCAGCGACAGAUAAACGACCUCAAGGCCAUCGAGGAGACUGGACAACAACUCCGGCCACGUGAGAAACAGAUCCUUGAAGCUUUGGAGCGGGAUUUGCGGGCUGUACAAAAAGCUCGAGAAGCACUAGGAGUCAAGGCGCCUACAUUCGAGACGAGGGGUGAUCAACCGCAUGGCCAGCGGGGCCGGGGCGCUGAUGGACGUGGUGUACUUGGGAAAAGGAGGCGAGACGAUGAGCAUCGCCAUCAUUUCGGACAAUGGGAAAGCGACAGCAGCGAUACGGAUGAGAGCGUGCGAAGAAUUCCGAUGCCGAGAGACACCCCCCCGCCCAUACCGCAAGAGUACCUAAGGAGAAGACGAAGAGACGCGAAUGCAGAAGAGCGGCAAGGCCCGCAUCCACUCCCGGCAAAACCGCCUGCGGUCGAAGCAAAGACGGUCUACGAAGCCGCACCUGAAAUCAGAGACCUCCGGCAGGAAGCUGUCAGCAAAUUCGUCCCGGCCGCCGUUAGAAUGAAACAAAACGCAGUCCGAGGCCAAGGAAAGCUGCUUGAACCAGAGGAGAUGGAUAAACUUGAGCAUGCGGGGUAUUUGCACGGGGGUGCAAGCGUUGCGAAGGGCAUCAAUCCAGCGACGGAUCAAACAGCCACUAACACUCCUACACCCAUUGUAACUGGCGAUACUGUGGAUAGCGAACACCAACGGCUACUGGAGGAGGAGGAACGGUUCAAUCGAGAGCUUCGGUCUGUGCAGAUCGAGGAAGUCGAGGAUGAGGAGGCAUAGGGUCCGCGCUUUGCGAACAGCUCCGGGCGUACGACAGGCAAAAAUGUCUUGUAUUAUUACCUCACGCAUUUAAUCACCUACGAUUAACCCAGGCAAAAUCUGUUGGCACGAAGAAUCAUUCGAAAAGGGACAAGAAAGGGGUAGUGGGGGUUGUAAUUGGAAAUAAGAAUGAACGUCAGUUGAGCAUUGUGAAGCUGUUACUGAAUGAACGACUGGGAUCUCUGCGAAGUGCAUACUUGCGACAGGCAGACAGGCAGAGACACCGCGGAGCCUCAUGAAGAAGAACCCUGCUCCCCCCUCCCCCCCAAAAAGAUAUUUUCAC
Monascus purpureus is the source of this 1596-nucleotide messenger RNA. The record is from the annotation of a GenBank genome assembly. NCBI's taxonomy places the organism in Eukaryota, Fungi, Ascomycota, Eurotiomycetes, Eurotiales, Aspergillaceae.